AUGCAGUCGCCAUCGUCAGUAGUAGCGUUUGGUCCAAACGUGUGUUCUGAGCGUCGUCCAAUGUGUCGGGGGGUCAUGGAUGUUGCCAACAAGCGUGAAUCAAGCAGGUCAAUGUCCUACUCAUCUGCCAUCACGUCCCGGUCCAAGCCCGCUGUGGGCAUCUCACCUUCACCGUCCACCCCACGCCGCCGUGCAUCUCAAGGCUCCUUACGACCGGCCUGGUCUCCUGUCUCCCGCUUCGUAUCCAAAGAAACUUCCCCUCUUCAGCUUCCGUCGUUCGAGAGCCUGGGCAUCUCGACUUCGAUCCCACAAAAAGCCCAUCCUCGCAGUCUGUCCGCAGACCAUUCUCCUCAGAGAUCGCCAUUGCGUCCGGGACGGGCGUCCCUCUCAGGCCCGCCCCCGGUCUUCGAGACAGUCCAAGACUCGUCGCGUGGUGACUAUGCCACCUCGCUUCCCCUGACCCCCCCAGCAGACGACGACGAGCACGUCAGCUGGAAUCCCCAGUCAGACGCCCCCAUCUUUGACGCGCACAUCAAUAAUCGCGAACCGAAACCGCAAGGACACAUGGACGAGAGUCGAAACCGGCAGAGCAGUUCUCCAUCAGAGACGCGGGAUGAUGUUUAUAGCCCCACCGACCGGAAACCGAGCGGCCGUCCACCUGACGAGGAUGAAAGAAUGGCUGGAGAGCAGUCGGGCUCCUGGCUAGCCAACAGCAUUGACGCGACAAUUUCGUCGCUGCUUGUCUCCAAUCCCCGCGGGGAAGCCGUCCGCAUUGUCUCGCAGACCCUGCCGUAUCCCCGCGCUGCAGACCGCUAUGUGAAGCUGCCAACGCAGAAUGCUGUCUUCGGGUCCAUUGUCCAGACGAUCCAGGAUCGCCUGCAACCGGGACAGUCUCCCUACAUCAAUGUCACCCAUGCGGUGCCGGAACAGUUCAGCCUUUCCAAUCUACCCACCUCCCCGCCGAGCACCCCUUCUCAUCUGGCACACCGAGACGACUACUUCAACUCCACCGUCUUCUGCAGUGCAACCCCCGUCCCGGCGUACCAUGAUUUCCGCGGCACCAUCCCGUCCGUCCCUUUUCCUUUCCCCGUCGUGCCCCCCUACAGCAUCCACAUAUCUGUCGUCGAACGGUAUCUACCUCCGUCAUCGACGCAAGAAUAUCGAGAUUUUUUCUCUCACAAUCGGCCGUCAAUCCUGAUGGAUCGUCUCAUCGAGCUCUCGCCAAACGGAGGCAGUCUGCUCCUGAUUUACCCAACAAAGCGCGGCGCGAUGACGUUCAAAACACAGUAUCUCGGGCCAAUCCUCGAUCCUCUCCUGCGUCAACUGGUGGUGGUCAACGGGCUGUCGGCCGAUGUGGGGCGGAGCCUGGGGAAGUUGGCCGCUGUGAACGGCAUGGACGAUUUCGACACCAUGAGGGCGAAUCUCGUCCAGCUGUGCGAAAAAAUCAGCAGCCCGUCCUCCCGAUUCACGGUGGUGGAAGCCGGGCGAGGCGCUGCCUUUCUGGACCGCAACCUGUGGACGGAAUGGUACAUCCAGCAGGAGCGGUCCCGAAUGAAAGAUGUCCUGAGCGUGUACUGGCAAAACGGACGCUCCCUUCCGGGCAACAGCCCGGUAUCCUCCAACAGUCUAGUCGUGGCGGAUAAGGAGGUGACGUCAGCCAUGCUCCUGGGCGAAAUCCUCGAUGGCAUCAAGAAACGACCGUAUGGAGACGACGUCGGGCCACGGGAAGGAGUGGAACUGGGUGUCUUUGUGAUUCGACGAUCUCAUUAG
Rasamsonia emersonii CBS 393.64 is the source of this 1770-nucleotide messenger RNA. RefSeq lists its product as uncharacterized. The transcript has 2 exons. Lineage: Eukaryota; Fungi; Ascomycota; Eurotiomycetes; Eurotiales; Trichocomaceae. The record is from RefSeq and is a predicted model, not a curated record. Bases 1 to 1770 code for a protein of 589 amino acids.